This is a messenger RNA of Aedes aegypti (yellow fever mosquito), 2856 nucleotides long. Its product is annotated as venom serine protease. Gene Ontology annotation, molecular function: serine-type endopeptidase activity. Lineage: Eukaryota; Metazoa; Arthropoda; Insecta; Diptera; Culicidae. The coding region runs from base 1411 to 2643 and encodes 410 amino acids. Gene Ontology annotation, biological process: proteolysis. The record is from RefSeq and is a predicted model, not a curated record. The transcript has 6 exons.
ACUCUGUGAAUAGAAACAUCGUAAGCUAUAUGUGAUGUUUAGGAUUAUUAAACAGAUGUUAUAGAAUAAAAUAGUAGCAACUCUGGGUCUUCUAAAUUCUCGGUAUAAUCAACGUAAAACUUUUGGAACGAUGCUUGGAAGAAAUAUCUAGAGAUAUCUUUGAGAACUCAAUGCAGAACUUCGAAGCAUUUCCUGGAAUGAAUCCCUGAAAUAUACCAAAAAGAUCCUGAGGAAAAUAUGAUGGUAAUUAAAAAGAAGUAUCUUUCGAAGAGCCCUUAUUAAUUUUGAUUUGGAGAAACCUUCUGACAAAAUAUUUUUGUCAUUAGAUUUGUCAUUAGAUUCAUUUUGAACUGUUUAUGCACAAUUGGAGUAAUUUCUGAUCAGAUUAUUGACAGAAACCUUAUGUUUUUGGUGAACUCCAAGGAUUCUUGAAUAAGCCUAUCGUGUUGCAAUUAUACGAUGAAUAAUAAUGCAGUUGACAUUUAUAAAAAUCACACGUUAGUUUUUGUUGUAAAACAGUUGAUCUCAAAAAAUUUGCAACGGAUUUGGGGUCACACAAAAAAAAAUGUUAUUGGUCGAAGUGAACACACGCAGAAUAUUUUCUAAUAUGAUUGAUAGCCAACAUUUAAUUAUUCAAUGUACGAAAUACAGACAGACCAACUUCAUCGAUUGGCUUCAAUAUUGAGGGCCAAUUAUUUAUUUCGAAAUCAAACACGAAACCGAUACUCAAAGUUGCCUUCACAGUAUCGUAUCGGACGGUAGUAAUAGCAAGCAAUUUUGAAAUAAUCCCCCCCUCAGAAGUAUGAUUGCAGAAACAAACAAACAAACCAAUUCGCCACGUGAUUCCUAUUGGAGGUGAUGGUUAUCUACUGCAUAGGAUCGUAGCAUAGAAGUGCGACUGCAACGAAAGUGGCGGUUCCGGGAAAGCCUAAUCACUGCCGCAGGGUGCAAGCGCUAUGCAGUAUGUAGGAAUAUGGCAAUUUCCAAAUGUUCGAAAUUGAGCUUUUCCGAAAAACGCGAGUGUAGUUAACGGUGUUUCGCUGUGAAGCGAAGCGAGGCUUUCGAAAUACGAAGCCCAUUUGUGCUGCCAAUCAAAUUCUAAUCAAAACCAUGAAAGCAACUGGAUAUCGCGUACCGUUGUGUAGAUUUAUUGCCUUACAAGGGUUUUUGUAUUGCAACCCGUUUGGUAGAUUGGUGGCGAAGAAUAACCUGUUGCCGCGUUCACUUGUGCAUUCGAAUCGAGAACGAACUUAUGGUUCUGUGGAGCUAUGUUUUAUCGGAACAUAAAAUAGUAUUUGACAUCCAGAAGAUUAACCCCUCGGCAUCGAAUGUUUGACUAUUUAAAGAAGUUCGAAGCCUGUGGAAGAGUUUAGUUAGUGGGAGCUAAUCGUUGGCAAUUAGUGGCUCGAAAUGGAUAUCGUCGCGGCUCUAGUGUUAUUGACAAUUGGCAUUUGGAUGCCAACGUCGAUCAACGGACAGUGUUUUUAUUCGUUGGAUAUGAAAUUUGGAUCGGAUUACUACUUUACAUCUCCGUCAUAUCCUUCGUUGUACUCUCCCAGCACGGAUUGCAUGUACGAAGUCAAAGCACCGUAUGGCUAUCGAAUCAACCUUACAUGUGAAGAUUUCCGGAUUCCUAGUAAAAGACCACAUGCGCCACCAAAACCACUUUUUCAGCAUAAACCUGUUCAAAGCACUUCCUGCAAGCUAGACACAUUCUACGUUUCGUUAACUGGCCGGGAAGAUCUCCGAGAUGCCUAUACCUACUGCGGAGCAGGCGUCAUCCGGGAAAAAUCCGUUGGCAAUAGCCUUUACAUGAGAAUCCAGGCCGCACCGACCAGUCGAGGAGGUCGCUUCCUUUGCACGAUGUCAAUCAUCCCCGAGAGUUGUUCCUGUGGAAAGAAGAAACAAACACGCAUUGUGAAUGGCGUUCAGACAAAGGUUAACGAAUUUCCCAUGAUGGCAGCCCUGGUAGAUAUUAAAUCGCGAACGGUCGUGUGUGGUGCUACCAUCAUUUCCAACUAUCACGCCCUAUCAGCAGCCCAUUGCUUGCUAUUGAGGACAGUUGAUGACACCGCACUGUUGGUUGGCGAUCACAAUCUAACCACCGGGUCCGAUACGAGUUACGCCCAGGCCUACGUCAUAGCUCAAUUUUUGUCCCACCCCGGGUUUACAACGAAGCCCGUAUCGAAUGACAUUGCGCUGAUCCGGACGUAUCAGACGAUGCAGUUCAAUGAAGGCGUUAGUCCCGUUUGUUUGCCGUGGAAAUAUCGCAGCGAAAGCUUUGUUGGCGCAACAGUGGAAGCCUGCGGCUGGGGUGAUUUGGACUUUGGUGGACCGAAGUCGGACGUUCUCAACAAGGUGAACCUUACCGUUAUCAGCAAUCAAGAGUGUUCUACUCGGCUCAACUCGACCAUCACGCGCCAGAAGAUGUGCACCUACACACCGUCGAAGGACACAUGCCAGUCCGAUUCCGGGGGACCGCUUUUCUACACCGAUCCCCACAACCGCUUAGUGUACGAGGUUGGCAUUGUGAGCUAUGGGUUCGCCUGUGCAACGUCAAAUCCCAGUGUUAACACCAGAAUGACUGAUUUUUUAGACUGGAUUACGGCCAACAGUCCCUAUACAUUCUACUGUUUCCAGUAGGACGCGAAAUUCGGUAAAAAGCUGUUGGCGCUGUUGCGUUGCUGGAGCUAAAAAAAUAAGGAAAGGCAGCGCGCAAAAAAGGUCAACCGUGGAUGAUUUUGGGUCAUAUUUUUCCCGAAGCAGUAGUCCGAGGAUUACCACGUGAGCCGGGUGCCGAGCGAGAUUGUAUGAAUUAUGAACGAACAACGUAGAAAUAAAAUAUUGGCUGCUAAA